This is a messenger RNA of Rotaria socialis, 1146 nucleotides long. The record is from the annotation of a GenBank genome assembly. NCBI's taxonomy places the organism in Eukaryota, Metazoa, Rotifera, Eurotatoria, Philodinida, Philodinidae.
AUGUCGAUGAUGACUGCCGCACCCGAAUGGAAUGUGCCGUAUGUAUUCAAAGGAGCAACGAUUAUUGAUGAUACUCAUUCGUGGACAGGAGGACGACGUUUGGCUAAUUUAUUUAAUGAAAAAUUAUUAUCGUUUCGACUUGGCAAACGACAAAAGUCAUUUUUCGGCGAUCGUGUUCAAUUCGAAAAAGACUGUAAUCAUAUUCAAGCUACUAUCAAUGAUUUUCUUAGUUGGACCACAUCGAUCGAUAACAAUUCUCUUCCUAUUGAUCAUCCGUUAUAUCAAUAUUCAAAUAAAGAAUAUUUUGCCUAUGCCGAUUAUAUGCAUUUACCUGAAUUAUUCGAAAAUGAUGAUCAACAUCCACUUAUACAUAUGAUCAAAUGGUCUGAUAUAGGUUUAAAAGAUCGAUCUGGAAAAGAAUCAACAUUAUGGAUUGGUUCUCAAGGAUCUCAUACGCCAUGUCAUUAUGAUACCUAUGGAAUAAAUUUUGUGGCGCAAAUUGUUGGAAAAAAACGUUGGUUACUAUUUCCACCGGAGAGUCCAAUAGGUCAAUUACAAACACGUAUACCAUACGAAGAAUCAAGUGUUUAUAUUGAUGUUGAACCAUCUGUAUUAGACAAAUUCAAAGAUAUUGAUGUUUACGACGUAACUCUUGAGCCUGGUGAUGUUUUAUUUGUACCAAAACAUUGGUGGCAUUUCGUUUCAUCUCUUGAUACAAUAACGAUAUCGGUUAAUAGCUGGCUAGAACAACCUGAUGAUCAUGUUGAACGAAUUAAAGAAAUGCUUGUUCGACAGAUUAUUACAUCGACUAUGUUAUCCCAUGAUUAUCCAUGUGAUCAAUGGUUAAAUCACAAUGAAAUUGCGACGGAUCCCGCCACUAAUUUGACAUUACUAUCUAGUCUAUUGGCAAAUACAGACGUACAAGAACCCACAUCAAAGCGAUCUCGAAAUAUAAUUACUACUGCUAAUCAUGUAAAUGAACAACGUUUAACCAGUACAUUAUUCGGAAGUAUUGGCUUAACACCAUCGAAUGAUAAUGUUUCUUCGGAUGCAUCAGACGACGAAAUUUUAUUGAAACGUCUCCUGAAAGCAAUGACUGCAUCUGAUACGAUUGAUUUAAUUUAUAACAAAUUACUUUCUGCCUGA